AUGCGCGCGUCCACCGCGUCGCGCCGUCCGCGCGCGCCCGUGGCGAGGGAUGGAGGGCGUCGAGGGCGCGCGUCGGCGCGCGCGCGCGCGCGAUGGACGAUCCGUCGCCGCGGGACGAGCGACGACGAGGUCGAUCGCGUCGAGUCGGGAAACGAUGGAGGCGACGGGCGGGGGAGCCGUCGUGACGUGGUGCUCGCCGCGUUCGCGUCGUCGAUCGCGACGCUCGGGGCGAGAGACGCGGACGCGGGUGAGGUGCUGGACUCGCUCACGCGCAUGCGCGAAGACGCGCGAUUGGCGUACGAAGAGCACCCGGAGGAUGACGUGCUCAAGGGGCAGUUGAACUUUUUCGACAAGCAGGUGGAGAAGACGCGAGCGAACGCGGAUUUCUUAUCAGAGAUCCGACCGAUGAUCGAGAGCGGGAGAACGAAUUAUUUGGGUGGGAUAUCGUUUGCGGUGACGGACGUGCAGGCGGAGAUUGACUUUUGGACCAAGGCGCUGGGGAUGCGCGUGACGCGAGACGUCGGGAGCGGAGCGGAGCGCGUCGCGACUUUGGCCUACGGACAGAGUAGCUUGACCGCGGACGACGGUGGGAAGGGAGUGGUUGAGAUACGACAAGCGACAGGCGACGCGUCGGACGUCGGAAACGUGUUGAGUUACGUGGCGGUCACAGUGCCGUUUGGCUUGCGCGUGUCACAAAUUUAUGAGAGCGGCGGAGAGUUACUCUACGGUUUUGGUUUUUUUGACAUGCGAUCGCCCGGGGGUAUACCCAUUCGUGGUCAGGUGGCGACGAGGCGAGACCCCCUCGAGGUCGUCGCCCUGAACGUACAAAACGUUCGCGACGCAGAAAAAUUUCUUAUCUCUGAGUUUGGCUUCAAGACGCAAAAGCCACUCGAUGAGAACGGUUACGCCCCGAAGUCACCGUCCGGUUCGCGUUUGCUUUACUUCGUUAACCCGAUGAAGACAUUCACGCUCAUCUUACAGCCCUGGCGCGAUCGGAAAACGCCGCUGCGUGUCGGCAACGUAUUGAACGGAGUCGUUGUCGCUCGCGGCGGCGACGCGACCAUGGUGAAUGCCGUCGCGGACGCCCGCGUCGCGACAGUGCCCAUUCUGUCGCGUCCCGUGGUGAAUUCACUCGAUUACGCAUGA
This is a messenger RNA of Ostreococcus tauri, 1146 nucleotides long. RefSeq names its product unnamed product. The record is from RefSeq and is a predicted model, not a curated record. The transcript has a single exon. NCBI's taxonomy places the organism in Eukaryota, Viridiplantae, Chlorophyta, Mamiellophyceae, Mamiellales, Bathycoccaceae. Bases 1 to 1146 code for a protein of 381 amino acids.